AUGGGCACCAAGGAUGCAAAAAUAUUCAGCAAGAAAGCGCAAGGAUUUCAAAAUGGUCGGUACAACAAGCGAAAGCGAGUUGGCGGUGGCCUAAGAAAGAUUAUGGACAGCAAUGGGAGUGAACCGGUUUACCUUUGCGAUUCGGAACAACCGUCGGAGCGCAAACAUCCGGGUAACGGUUAUCUGUCCGGAACACAUGAUCGUUCGUCCAUUCAUCUAAAGGGUUUUCAUCACAUGCAGUGCAGUUCCAAAAGUUUCCGUUAG
This is a messenger RNA of Opisthorchis viverrini, 264 nucleotides long. RefSeq lists its product as hypothetical. The transcript has a single exon. Bases 1 to 264 code for a protein of 87 amino acids. NCBI's taxonomy places the organism in Eukaryota, Metazoa, Platyhelminthes, Trematoda, Opisthorchiida, Opisthorchiidae. The record is from RefSeq and is a predicted model, not a curated record.